UAAUGAUUCAGUCACUGUCCACCUUUCAUAGAGAAUGGACUUCAAAGGCAAAGUCGUUGUAAUUACGGGUGCAAGCGGUGGCAUCGGAGCUUGUUGUGCUCUACAUUUCGCCAAACUAUCUGCUAAAUUGGCUUUAGUCGGUCGCAAUGAGGAAAAACUUAAAGAAAUUAUCGAUCACUGUGAAAACAUAAGUGACUACAAACCGCUAAAAAUUAUUGCAGACAUAAGCAAAGAAGAUGACAACAGCCGCAUAAUCACGGAAACAAUAAAUUUCUUCGGAAAGAUAGAUGUACUAGUUAACAACGCAGGGAUCGUGCUCAUGGCCGGAUUAAUGGACGAUAUCACGAACUACGAUCGCAUAUCGGCGACGAAUAUUCGAGGAACAUACCUUUUAACUCAGCGAGCUAUACCACAUUUGAUCGAGACUAAAGGAAACAUAGUUAUUGUAUCGAGUAUACUGUCAAGCGUUCCGAUGCCGGCCUUGAUGCCUUACUGCAUGACUAAAGCGGCACUGGAUAUGUUUACAAAAUGCGUAGCGCUGGAAAUGGCACCUAAGGGAGUGAGAGUGAAUUCUGUGAAUCCAGGACCAGUUGCUACGAAUUUAUUCGUAGCCGCCGGUGUAAGUGAUGAUCUGAACAAAAGUUUAUACGAAAAUAUGAAAGAAGCGAUGCCCUUAAGAAAGAUAGCGACGGGUGACGAUAUCGCAAACAUGGUGGUUUUCCUAGCGAGUGAUAGAGCAAGUUGUAUAACCGGUAGUUUCCAUGUCAUGGACUGUGGCCUUCACCUCGGUGAUCCUAUAAUCCGUGCAUAAAUACUUUGUUAAGCGAUUUAAAAAUUAAAUAUAUUUUUUCAGAUAUUAUUUAUAUUUGCACCUAAGCUAAACAACACGUUCGUUUUAAUAGAAGGUCAAUUAUCAACAUAUAAAUAAAACAUAUUAUGAAGUAAUCAUAGUAUUAUAAUUAAAUUAUCUUUUAUAUUGUGAUAAAAAUUAAUUAUUUGUAUAAAAAUAAUAAAAAUAACAAAUACGUUUA
Molecule: messenger RNA, 1031 nt
Organism: Nymphalis io (European peacock)
Lineage: Eukaryota; Metazoa; Arthropoda; Insecta; Lepidoptera; Nymphalidae
Exons: 1
Coding region: 35-811 (258 amino acids)
Molecular function (GO): oxidoreductase activity
Source: RefSeq, a predicted model, not a curated record